UGCAAGGAGUGGAAUGACCUGCCGGGCUGGAACUGGUUUUACUGAUUACAUCCAGAUGGGCGUGUCAGUUUGGAUAGUACUUUAAGCUGUGCAUGCCGAUGGUGUUGCGCAGAUAACCACGGAUAGCGGAGCAGACCCUCUACCUGUCUCAGCAGAGAAGAGAUGGCAUCAAAAGGUCUCCCUCCACCUGUUACCCACACAGAACCUGACAUACCAUCUGGAGCAAAAAUAUUUAGAACAGUGCCAUACAUUUUUAUCCUACCAGAGUUAAUAUUUGGAUGCUGGGUCUGGAUCCUCGUAGCUGCCACCACAGUGUAUUUCCCUAUGCUGCAGGGAUGGGUUAUGUACGUCUCACUGAGUUCAUUUUUCUUCUCCCUGAUGUUCCUGUUGUGUUACCUGUUUGGAUUUCACAGAAACAGUGACUCGUGGAAAGUAGUGGAUAGUCUGUAUCAUGGAGCCACUGCAAUUUUCUAUAUGAGCGCGGCGGUCUUACAAGCUAAUGCAACAAUCCGCUCGGAGACUGAAGUGCUUGCACAAUAUAUUCCUCUUUACUAUCAAAUCAAUGUCGCUGCCUCUUUCUUUGCUUUUAUCACGGCUUUGCUGUAUAUUUUACAUGCCUUCAGCAUCUACUACCACUGAAGGCUGCUGUCAAAGACAGAAACAGGAUGACAGACAUGCAGCAGUGACACCCGGACUUUGUGUACCUAAAACAAUGGUUUAAUAGGAUUAAGAACAUAAUUCAGUGUAAAUAUAGAUCAUUUGGAGCCUGGCGCUGCUUCAUUUUAAUUUUCAAAGAUAUUUGUUUUAUAAAUCUAUAAAUCUUAAUUUUUAUACAGUAUUGUGUAUUUUCUGUCUGAAAGCAGUAUCGUUUGGGGAAAGCUUAUUCACGCAGUCCUCCACAGCAUAUUGACAUCUUCUCUUCCCCACGUAUCACAAUGUCUCAGCUUUUGGUCAUGUCCAAAGGCUCUCUGGCUGUAUGGUCACAUAUGCUUGGGGUAGGGGUUGCAUGAACUAACUUAUUGGAAAAUAUAAAGGUCUCUUUGUUUUCUUAUGACA
Chelonoidis abingdonii (Abingdon island giant tortoise) is the source of this 1056-nucleotide messenger RNA. It is a transcript of the gene MALL, whose product is annotated as mal, T cell differentiation protein like. NCBI's taxonomy places the organism in Eukaryota, Metazoa, Chordata, Testudines, Testudinidae. Gene Ontology annotation, biological process: myelination. Gene Ontology annotation, cellular component: membrane. The record is from RefSeq and is a predicted model, not a curated record. Gene Ontology annotation, molecular function: structural constituent of myelin sheath.